Gastrolobium bilobum is the source of this 1410-nucleotide messenger RNA. Its product is annotated as probable lactoylglutathione lyase, chloroplastic. The transcript is spliced from 9 exons. The coding region runs from base 38 to 1075 and encodes 345 amino acids. The record is from RefSeq and is a predicted model, not a curated record. Gene Ontology annotation, molecular function: lactoylglutathione lyase activity; metal ion binding. Lineage: Eukaryota; Viridiplantae; Streptophyta; Magnoliopsida; Fabales; Fabaceae. Gene Ontology annotation, cellular component: cytoplasm.
CUUUAACUGUGUAUAGUUUCAUUCUCAUCCCCAUUCCAUGGCUUCUUCAAUUCGUCCCUCACUUUCUUCCUUUAGGUUACCCUCUCUCUCUUCCUGCUACCCUUCUCAAAGGUUCUCUCUUUUUCAUAUUGGUAGCGCUGUUAGACAAUCCCAUAAUUUUGGGUUGAAAGCAUUAAGGUUGUUGAGACAUGAUGUUAACUACAUGAGAGUGAUGGCAUCUGGGAACAUGUCACCAGCUGCUACCCAGGAAAAUGUACUAGAUUGGGUAAAACAUGACAAGAGAAGAAUGCUUCAUGUUGUGUAUCGUGUUGGGGACUUGGACAGGACCAUAAAAUUUUAUACAGAGUGCCUUGGAAUGAAGUUGCUCAGAAAGCGUGACAUGCCAGAGGAGAGAUAUACUAAUGCCUUUCUUGGAUAUGGGCCUGAGGAUGCACACUUUGUUAUUGAACUGACAUACAAUUAUGGGAUUGAGAGUUAUAAUAUUGGAACCGGGUUUGGCCAUUUUGGUCUUGCUGUUGAUGAUAUUUCAAGAGUAGUGGAUAUCAUAAGAGCUAAGGGUGGCAAAAUAACUAGAGAGCCUGGUCCUGUCAAGGGAGGCAGCUCGGUAAUUGCAUUUAUUGAAGAUCCUGAUGGUUAUACUUUUGAACUUUUGGAAAGGGCUCCCUCUCCUGAGCCUUUAUGCCAAGUAAUGCUUCGGGUGGGUGAUCUUGAUCGUUCCAUAAAAUUUUAUGAAAAGGCUUUUGGUAUGGAGCUACUUCGUACACGAGAUAAUCCGGAAUCCAAGUAUACCAUAGCAAUGCUGGGAUAUGGUCCAGAAGAUAAAAAUACUGUUCUGGAGUUGACUUACAACUAUGGAGUCACAGAAUAUGAUAAAGGAGACGCUUAUGCUCAGAUUGCAAUAGGCACAGAUGAUGUGUACAGAACUGCAGAAGCAAUUAAACUUGCUGGAGGAAAGAUUACUAGGGAACCUGGACCAGUUCCUGGUAUCAAAACAAAAAUUACAGCAUGCUCGGAUCCUGAUGGUUGGAAGACGGUUUUUGUAGAUAAUGUUGAUUUUCAUAAGGAGUUGGAGUAGUUUUUAUGUGCGUCAUCAUAACAAUCUUGUGAGGCUUGAUUUCAAAACUCUGGCGAAGGAAAUGGUAUUCUUUGUUGAAGCUGUUUGAGUCAAGGAAUGUAUCAUACUCAAAUCCAUUUUUUGUAGAUGAUGGAAUAAUGACUAUACCAAUGAACCUUGCUGCAAAUAUCUUUAGCUUUACACAAUUUCAAUGACACGCUGUGAUUUUGGCAAUAGUGCAAAGUUUCUCGUUGUCCACACUGCAUGGUUCAGAAUUGCAUCAUGGCAUAUAAUUUCUUUGUCCUUACCACCUUAGGCCAAAUAUUCUUAGUCUUACCCUUCUAAAUAUGUCAAAA